Molecule: messenger RNA, 2113 nt
Organism: Pectinophora gossypiella (pink bollworm)
Lineage: Eukaryota; Metazoa; Arthropoda; Insecta; Lepidoptera; Gelechiidae
Product: putative inorganic phosphate cotransporter
Exons: 11
Coding region: 227-1636 (469 amino acids)
Biological process (GO): transmembrane transport; monoatomic anion transport
Cellular component (GO): plasma membrane
Molecular function (GO): transmembrane transporter activity
Source: RefSeq, a predicted model, not a curated record
UACGGUUCGUGACGGGAGGAUGAUAACUGUGACUGUUCUUGAUAUCGACUCGAGCGUUUUUUGUAACACUUUGUAAGACGUUCUUGUUUAGAGCGCAUUGAAAAACAAGUCUCAAUAAAUAUGAAAAAUUCUGCUUGUUAGGUUUAUUUUAUUUUCAAAAAAAAAAAUAGGUAACGGUCUAGUCAAUUUUAUUUAAGGCGGAAAUUUUUUAUACUGUUAAGUGAAAAUGACAAAUGAAAAGGUCGAAAAUAACAUAGAAGAUGAACCAAAACCAAGUUACGGCUGUGGUCUCAGGCAUGUGCAGACGCUGCUCCUUUUCCUUGCGAUGAUGCUGGCCUUCGCCAUGCGCGCCAACAUCAGCGUCGCCAUCGUCGCCAUGACUGACGACACCAAGGACGAUACAUUCGAUUGGAGCAUGCAAACACAGUCGGUGAUCCUGUCCUCAUUCUUCUGGGGCUACAUCGUGCUACAGAUCCCUGCUGGUGUACUGUCAGCCAAAUUUGGCGGCAAACAGCUAGUCACAAUAGUCAUAGCUGUCAAUUCUGUCGUCUCUUUGAUUCUACCUCUUGGAGCGUAUUAUGGAGGUUGGCAGUUGGUAUGUGGAUGUCGGAUACUACAGGGUUUAUCCCAAGGUCUGUUAAAUCCGUCAAUGCAUAGCCUCAUCGGAAAGUGGGUACCACUUGAAGAAAAAAGUCGACUGGGAACAUUUAUUUAUGCUGGUCAACAGUUCGGAACGGCCAUCCAGCUCAUGAUAUCAGGCUUCAUCGCGGAGGCAUGGGGCUGGCCGGCCAUUUUCUACGUCAACGGAGCCUGUGGUGCCAUUUGGUUGGCUGUGUACGUGUUUAUUGGAGCUAACUCUCCUCAGCACUCCAAGAUGAUCAGCGAGAAGGAGCGGCAUUACAUACAAAGUUCCCUUGGGCAUGUUGGUGAACAAAAGAAAAUACAAACCCCGUGGAAGUCGAUGUUCACUUCCAUACCGUUCCUGUCCCUCAUCAUAGUGCACUGUGGACAGAACUGGGGCUUCUGGACUCUCAUGACCGAGAUGCCCUCCUACAUGAGUCAAGUUCUUGGCGUCAAUAUUAAGGCGAACGGUGUAAUGUCAGCACUGCCGUACCUGGCGAUGGUGGUUUUGAGUAUUCCUUUCGGCUUCCUCGCUGAUCUGGCCAUCAAGAAGAACUGGCUGAGCAUCACAGCUGUUAGGAAAGUCUCCAAUUCUAUUGGUCAUUAUGGUCCAGCGUUAGCUCUCAUAGGCCUGACAUACGCACCAGCCGGGAACGUCACAGUUGCUGUGUUGCUGCUGACCAUGGUAGUGGGCUUGAAUGCUGGUACUUACACUGGCUACUUGUUGGUACAUAUCGACAUGGCGCCGAACUUCGGUGGAACAAUGAUGGGUAUCACCAACUUCUUCGCAAACAUCAUCUCCAUCAUCGCUCCACUAACUGCUGGAGCUUUACUUCAUGAUGAGACCCAAGCCAGUGAAUGGCGGAAGGUGUUCUACUUGUCAUCUGCAAUAUACAUAAUCUGUAACACUGUCUAUGUCAUCUUUGGAACCAGUGUGAAGCAAACCUGGAACGACGUACCUGAAAUCGAGGAAGACCGAACAGAUCCUGAAGCUCAGAAGAAAAAUGAACAAUAGUUUGAAAACAAGGACUAUGUUAAAUAUAACCUUAACAACACCACUGUUGGAUACAGGCCUUUCCUCAAUCAAUCGGAGGUGGAAUGGAGCAUAUUCCACCACGCUGUUACAGUGCAGAAUGUGCUUAAAGUGUAAAUAUUAUAGGUUCUCGUACAAUUCGAUGAAACAUUAAGUUAUAAUUUGUAAAAGAGAAUUAUUUAUUUUAAUGUAGAUUAAAAAUAAAUUAUGAAAUAACUAAAAAUAAAAAAAAAGAGAAAUACAGUCACGAACUUAAACCCAUUACAUCAAUUAUUAAUUACUAUCCUGUAACUUUAAAAGCAGAGUCAGAUUAUUUGGACAAAUCAUUCCAUUUCUGUUUCCUGGUGGAUCCACAGGCGAGGAACAAGAAAUUAGUGGCUAUUAGGAUCCCUGCAACCAAGAAGAAUACUUUCCGCCAUUCACUAGAUAAAGUCUGGAAUAAAAUUCAUUUUCAAAGUA